Molecule: messenger RNA, 495 nt
Organism: Penicillium mononematosum
Lineage: Eukaryota; Fungi; Ascomycota; Eurotiomycetes; Eurotiales; Aspergillaceae
Exons: 2
Coding region: 1-495 (164 amino acids)
Source: RefSeq, a predicted model, not a curated record
AUGGAGCUGGACGAAACCAGAUGGUUCGGGAUUUUCAAUUUCCAACAAUAUCAUCUUUCGCUGGACAAGGUUAUUAUUAAGUUUCAACUCGCUUUCGUUUACCGUCAAUUCGUUGUUAUCAAGGAAACCCAGCAAGCUGGAAGAGAAGAUGCAGACCAAUACCGCCGCCACCAAGGCGCCACCGCCGGCAACGCCGCAUUGUCGAUGCAGAACAUGCCACACCUCUUGCCUCUAGUGAAGGCCAUCGACACGGAGUCCAUGUACUUGGUACUCGGUGCUCAGUUCCACCUGCAAAUAAAUGACCCACUUGGCAGUUUAGACGAAGCGCAAACCGCCAAGGUCGAGAGAUACCUGUGGCUGCUCCACUCUGUUUCCGAUGACAGCCUUGCGCGUGAGAAGGACAGGUUCUGCGUACCUUCAUUGAUGCUGAACCCAAGCCCAAUAUUCAAUGGUAGCUUGCGGUUGUUUUUCUUUUGUUAUUAUUGGACACCCUAG